Molecule: messenger RNA, 441 nt
Organism: Adineta ricciae
Lineage: Eukaryota; Metazoa; Rotifera; Eurotatoria; Adinetida; Adinetidae
Source: the annotation of a GenBank genome assembly
AUGAGUUCAGAGAUCGAUUAUACAAAAGAUUUUGCACGUGCUGACACCAACCAUGAUGGAGGCAUUGAUGAAAAGGAAUUUCGUUCGUUUCUUGGCCCGGAGAAUCAAACGAAAGACAAAGCAAGAGAUUUAACUCAAUACGACGUUCAAGCUUUUGCUUCAUCGCCAGUCGUUCAAACUUUAACAUACGAAAUUGGUCUUGAUGUUGCUGUUGGUGGCUUUGUUAAAGAUCCAUACAGCUAUGAAGCUUAUACAAUAGGUAUAACGGACAGUAAAGAUCACAAAUAUGGACUUGGUCCUGAUGUUGGAAUUGGCGCGCCAGAUAUUGCAAAUAAAAUUGUUCAAUACGAUGCUGCUGGAGCAAUGUUUCAUUACGCUGACAUGAAUCACGAUGGAAAAAUCGAUCAAUCUGAAUUCGGAUUUUUUAUGCGUUCAGUUUAA